Messenger RNA from Photinus pyralis (common eastern firefly), 1239 nucleotides. RefSeq names its product juvenile hormone acid O-methyltransferase-like. The record is from RefSeq and is a predicted model, not a curated record. The transcript has 4 exons. Lineage: Eukaryota; Metazoa; Arthropoda; Insecta; Coleoptera; Lampyridae. The coding region runs from base 202 to 1017 and encodes 271 amino acids.
CGACUGUGAAGUGAAGUGUUCCCAAUGCACAGUGCCUUGAAAGGCUUAUUUAAACGAACCUCGUGCUGAAAUUAAGUCUUGUGUUACAAGUUCCGAAUUCAUUGGUACUAUUGUUUUAGUUUAUCGUUAUCUCCGUUCUCCGACUAUCUACAAUUAAAAAUUAUUUCUUUCGAUCUGGCAACAUCUUCACAUCAAGAAAGGAUGAAUAAACCUGACCUAUAUUCAACGCACGUCACUCCCCAUAACAUAGAAUAUUACAAAAGUAUAUUAGAUAAAUACCUUCCUAAAAUUCGCCAUGGAAACAACAAUAAUAAAUCGGCGCUAGAUAUCGGAUGCGGUCCAGGCAGAGUCACGCAUGAUGUAAUCCUACCCUACGUAAAGCAAGAGAUCGAUGAAAUAAUUGGAGUUGAUAUUUCUGUUCCUAUGAUAGAGCAUGCUCAAAAAACUUACGCAAAUGAUCAAGUUAACUUUAAGGUGGUCAAUGCAGCAGAGCCUGUUCCCGAAGAUUUUGUAGAACGUUUCGAUUACAUAUUUUCUUUCAUGACACUCCACCGCAUCCCCGAUCAAAGGUUACUGUAUUCCAACAUUUUAAAAAUGUUAAAACCCAACGGAAGCUUUCUUGUGACGUAUAUCGCCAAAUCUAAGAAUACUGCCAUAUGCAACAAAGUUUGUGACUUAGAAGUCUAUUCCCCAUAUAUCCCUAAGACGUACCGUAGAAAUACAGCUUUUAACAAGUCGGAGAACCCCCAAGAAGAACUCACUAGUAUUCUACGUGAUACAGGAUUUAAAGACAUUCAUUGUGAAGUAAAUACAACUCGACUUGGCAAUUAUAGUAGGACGGGAAUAGAACGUUACUUCGUUUCAAUACUUGGGCAUUAUGAUUGCAUCCCAAGCCACUUGCAAAAACAGUUCAUUGCGGAUCAUGUUGAUCAAAUUGGUACGGGCAAUGGUGCAAAUGGCGAGAAAGAAUAUUACGUAGAGCACGAUCUGUUUAUCGCACAUGGAAGAAGAACAUAAAGUCAAUGUUACUCAAGAACACCACAAAAUUUGAAAUUAAAGUCUGUAAUUAGGUGCCUGCUCGAGAAAUUAAUAAUCAAUAAUGUUUGUUCCGUUCACAGUCUAUAAUACUAAAAUGUUGCGCAGUGGCUGUAACAAAUUAAGCAUUUUUGCAUGGAUUUUUAAUGAUUUCACAUUUUAGGUAAUGCUUAUUUUGAAUAAUAAAUCUUUCUUAACGCCUCU